AUGGGAGAACUUCACAUCCGCUCCGUUCUGGUGACUGGGGCCAACCGGGGAAUCGGCCUGGGGCUCGUCCAGCAUUUCCUGGGGAUGCCGAACCCACCCAAGUGGGUGUUUGCGGCUUGUCGGGACCAAGUCACCGACCCCGCCAGCAUCAAGGCGGCUGCAGCCAGAGUCGGGGAGCAGACGGGGGGCUCGGGGCUGAACCCCAUCCUCAAGAGCUGGUCCUCUCUGCUGUGCUACCUCCAUGCACACCCCUAUCUCCUCUCCUCUCCCCUCCUCCGCUCGCAGGCGUUCCUGCCCCUGCUGAAGAAGGCUGCCCAGGGGAGCCCGGGCUCAGCACUGAGCUGCAGCAAGGCGGCCAUUGUCAACAUGUCCAGCUCUGCGGGCUCCAUUGAGGAUGUCUAUUUAUGGCAUUUUGGACAUGUUGUUUCAUACCGCUGCAGCAAGGCUGCUCUGAACAUGCUGACCAAGUGCCAGUCCCUGGGGUACCGGGAGCACGGCGUCCUCUGCGUUGCUCUGCACCCCGGCUGGGUGCAAACCGACAUGGGGGGCUCAGGAUCACAGAAGCCCCCCGUGACAGUGGAUGAGAGCGUGCGAGGGAUGCUGAAAGUGCUCUCCUCCCUCUCUGAGAAGGAGACUGGGACCUUCCUGGACUGGGAGGGGAAGGUCGUGCCCUGGUGA
This is a messenger RNA of Balearica regulorum gibbericeps (East African grey crowned-crane), 678 nucleotides long. Lineage: Eukaryota; Metazoa; Chordata; Aves; Gruiformes; Gruidae. The record is from RefSeq and is a predicted model, not a curated record.